Messenger RNA from Zasmidium cellare ATCC 36951, 1782 nucleotides. RefSeq lists its product as uncharacterized. NCBI's taxonomy places the organism in Eukaryota, Fungi, Ascomycota, Dothideomycetes, Mycosphaerellales, Mycosphaerellaceae. The transcript has 6 exons. Bases 1 to 1782 code for a protein of 593 amino acids. The record is from RefSeq and is a predicted model, not a curated record.
AUGGAGCGAGGGCCUUUCAAGUUCCUCUUGCGGGCUAUCAUGGUGGUCGCCGCCGUGGCUGGACUGCUGGUGCUUCUGCUUUCCGCCAACAAGCCUGACGCUGCCUCUGUGGUUCAGCGCGGCGACGGUGUUGGCCUUCCUGACCUUCCCAUGACCAACGUUACCAGCUCGGCUUUGAACAGAGGCAUCCACACGGAACCUGGCACUACGAUUACGAAUGUGACGCUUCAGGAGCGCGUGAUUGACAAACGAGCAAUCUUGGAGCAUGCGACUCCUGAGCUGUUUGAGCUGUUUGAAGCAUAUCGUCAGAAGGGCGAGCACAUCUUGGACCUGAUGUUCACUCCCGAGCAGGAAAUCGGUGACCGACUUCCCGGCGGGAGAAAUGGCCAGAUCAGUCCCUUCAAGGAAGAUUAUCGAGAUUGGGAUUGGUCGGUCCUGCCCUCCAGCUUUCAGCAGAUUCAAGAAAUCGCCUAUCUGCAGGGCCUGCGUACUGUGCAGGGCUUCGAAGAUGAAGACGACCCCAUCCUGUUUCCAGGCAACAACCACGAUUUGAGAAGAUUUACAUGGGAACAAAACAAGCCGUAUUCCGCCAGUGGCCUGCAGUAUCCGGUUUUGUAUGAACAAACAGCAAAAGAGUUUGGCUUCCACCCUCUGCAAAGCGAAACGACUAUUGCCAGACCUCCGAGAUGGAUCGUGAUCAACGAGGUAGAUGAAGUGCCAGAGACCCUUGAAGUCGUGAAGUGGUGCUUGAGCUUGCGACUUCCCCCUGGCUUUAACGCGUACCCAAGAUGGGUGGACCGUCAGACAUUCCCAAUCGGCUCCCACUGCCAUGCGGCACUGUUGGGAACAGCCAACUCAUACGGUCUGGCAAUGUAUUAUUUGACACACAAGUUUCGAUUUCGAAACUGGGUCCUCGCAUCGGUGACAAUAUUCAGCAACGGCGAUGUAGGACGCAACGGUGAAACGCCCACUCUGAUUUGGUGGGUUGAACGCGGGGGUAACUACGGUCACAGCGACGCUCGAGUCCGAUCGGUUCGAGACCGUAACAAGCAGGCUGAUAUGGAUUGGAAUGCUCGACCAGACGACAACAACCCCGGUGUUCUGGAGUAUCCGUGGCCGAUGAAGCUUGUGUACAGUGAGGAUGUGGAGCAGAUGAAAGGUCUGAAGUCCUCCCACACGAUCAAUAAGGAAUCACGAUCGACGCCAAUCGAAUCUAGCAUUCGACGACUGUUUUCUCAAGAGCCGAAUACGAUGUACAUCGACAUCAAGCGCCGAAGCCCCCUGUGGCUGGCCCUCAUGGCAAUCACCAUCGCUGCUGUUACCCCCUGUCCGCUCUUCAGCACAGAGGGUCAAAGGGCAGCCACGGACGAGUCAGUGGCUCGAAAUGGUCUCUUCCCGGAGCCCCAGGUGCAAGGCAAUUUCUCAGUCGAUAGUGUGAUCUCGCGUCACUCCACGAUUGACGGUCGCGGGCUUGUCAAACGCCAGAUGGCGGACCCAGCUGAUGAUAAGACAUUCUACGAGUAUCGAUGCAAGGGCGAGAAGGUGCUUCAAUGGCUACUCGCGACCGAACAACAGCUGAUCGAGGAGCUUGGAUCCUGGGCUCAAGUCCAUACCACACGCAACGACAUGUAUGGUCCUGGAGGUGGCUGGUCCACAUAUGCUCGGGAAUUCAUCGAAAUCGAAAGUGUGGAUGCAAGCAUAUUGAAGCUAGCUGGGCUCACUGGUAUUUCAGGAAUCCCACAAUCACAACCUUUGGGGCUGCAAAAUUACAAGGAUGGAUAA